AUGGAGACAGACAUAAGAAAGACGUCCUCAAAGGCAUCAGCACCCAAAGAGAAGCGGCCCGCGGACAAGGAAAAGCUCAAGGACAAGUCAAAGAGCAAGGGCAAGGACGAAUCCAAGGUGCACAAGCUGUCGCUCAAGGGCAGCUCAAGGCUAGUAGCUGAAUUCCAACGAGGCGUCUACCCAGCCGAAGACUUCACAGCGUACGAUACCAUUCUCCCUCUCCUCAGAGCUCAAUUAAUGAACAUCAUCAGCUAA
Trichoderma gamsii is the source of this 255-nucleotide messenger RNA. Its product is annotated as mitotic spindle checkpoint component mad2. Bases 1 to 255 code for a protein of 84 amino acids. The transcript has 2 exons. Lineage: Eukaryota; Fungi; Ascomycota; Sordariomycetes; Hypocreales; Hypocreaceae. The record is from RefSeq and is a predicted model, not a curated record.